AUGCCACCCCCACCUAUGAACCGUAAUGUUGCCGACUCUAAUCCCCGAGGACCGGAUGUGACCAACCUGCCAAGGACCUGGAUAACCCCUGACGACUACUUCCACAAUCUGGCCAUGUCUAUGCCGGUCACAGAAGAUUCUACCAAUGCUAUCUCAGAGCCCAGGCUCGUGCUGUCUACCGUGCCCGUAAAUGAUCUAAGGAGUGCCAUUCCUCCCAACUGGACUUCUCAUGCUACGGACUUGUGGCAUCAAUAUCCUGAAAACUGGACACAGCUGGAUCACAAUUCCAACCCCUUAUUAUCGAUGCCCGUUUUGAAGCACCCGAUAAAUUCGGCGAUCGACACUCGUGAUGUUCCUGAUGGCAGGUUUGCUCAAACUGGCCAUCAGGGGCCCAAGCCGGGGUAUGUCUGUCCCAGACUAUAA
This is a messenger RNA of Penicillium brasilianum, 423 nucleotides long. Lineage: Eukaryota; Fungi; Ascomycota; Eurotiomycetes; Eurotiales; Aspergillaceae. The record is from the annotation of a GenBank genome assembly.